This is a messenger RNA of Drosophila erecta, 1117 nucleotides long. It is a transcript of the gene Vamp7, whose product is annotated as vesicle-associated membrane protein 7. The transcript has 5 exons. Gene Ontology annotation, cellular component: SNARE complex; membrane. Bases 342 to 998 code for a protein of 218 amino acids. The record is from RefSeq and is a predicted model, not a curated record. Gene Ontology annotation, molecular function: SNARE binding; SNAP receptor activity. Gene Ontology annotation, biological process: exocytosis; vesicle fusion. Lineage: Eukaryota; Metazoa; Arthropoda; Insecta; Diptera; Drosophilidae.
AUAGUGCCGCUUAUGAUUCCCACCACUAAUUUUAUAACUGCAUCGAAGCGUCAGCAAUUGUUGUUAUUUGCAAUGCAAAAAUCGAGCUAAUUCCGUGGUAUUGUAAUGUUUUUAAAGUGUUCGGUAGAAGCAAUUGGAAAUCAAUAUUAACCAAAGCCGCUUACCACAAAAUGUAAAGCUGCAGUUGCCCUACCAACUUGAGGCGAACCUAAUUGGAUAAACAAAAUUCCGAGAGCACGUCAUCGGUGACAGAUCGUCUUUAAUUCUUCGAUAAGAAAAACAAAUCAGCGGCCUGAGGAGCUGAACAACCGCGCCCUUAACAAAGGAGAAUCGGUAGCACCAUGCCGAUACUAUAUAGUGUCAUAUCGCGGGGCACCACCGUGCUGGCCAAGUUUGCGGAGUGCGUCGGCAACUUUGCCGAAGUGACGGAGCACAUAAUCGGUCGGAUCGGGGUGCACAACCACAAGAUGACCUACACACACGGCGACUACCUGAUCCACUACACCUGUGAGAACAAACUGGUCUACAUGUGCAUCACCGACAACGAGUUCGAGCGGUCGCGGGCCUUCCUCUUCUUGGCGGAUAUCAAGCAAAAGUUCAUCCAGACCUACGGCCUCCAGGUAGCCACCGCCAUUGCCUACUCCAUGAACACGGAGUUCUCUAAGGUCCUCGCCCAGCAGAUGGUCUACUUUAGUCAGUCCCGGGAGGUGGACACCAUUUCGCGGGUACAUGGGCAGAUUGACGAGCUUAAAGACAUAAUGGUUAAGAAUAUUGACAGUUUGCGGGAUCGCGGCGAGAAACUGGAGCUGCUGGUCAACAAGACCGAAAACUUGAGCAAUAAUUCAGUUGCAUUCCGCAAGGCCUCGCGAAAUUUGGCGCGUCAAAUGUUUUGGAAGAACAUUCGCAUCUAUGUGGUGGUGGGUCUGGUGAUAACCUUCAUCGUUUACGUGAUUGUGAGCAUGGCCUGUGGUGGCCUCGCUUGGCAGUCCUGUGUUUAGGACACGGUAAAAAGUUGUUUAUAUUGUUAUAGGCUCAUAACACAUGUAUAUUUGCAUAUAAAAGUCUACAGUACCCUCAUUAUCUAUGUUCUAUGUAAUAAACUUCAAUGUAUACCGGA